Molecule: messenger RNA, 4941 nt
Organism: Cheilinus undulatus (humphead wrasse)
Lineage: Eukaryota; Metazoa; Chordata; Actinopteri; Labriformes; Labridae
Product: poly [ADP-ribose] polymerase tankyrase-1
Exons: 28
Coding region: 54-3842 (1262 amino acids)
Molecular function (GO): NAD+ poly-ADP-ribosyltransferase activity; protein binding
Source: RefSeq, a predicted model, not a curated record
CACUUUCCCCGGAAAGGAGGAGCAGCUUUUAUUGUCGAUGGAGAGCUGCUGUAAUGGCGGUGCCUCGUCGCUCUUCGCAGCAGCAACAACAGCAAAACACUUUACAGUCUCCGCCGAGAAACAGCUCUAUUUCGGGCGCUCCUCCGGCCUCUCCGCCGAUGGCUCUGCUGACCUCGGCUGUCGGAGCCCCGGAGAAUGAGAGAGAAUGCAGCGGAGGGGUCGAUAUGGCCCUGGCCUCCCCGGACCUCCCAGCCCCGGUCCUAGCGAGCAGCGCGAGCUUCAGCACGACAACCUCUGGCGGCGGCAGCAGCGUCUCCAGCCCCGGAUCAGGAGCCACCAGCCCGACUGAUGGGAGCAGCAGCAUCGGCGGGGCCUUUAGGGAGUUGUUCGAGGCCUGUCGUAACGGGGAUGUAUCCCGAGUGAAGAGACUUGUCGACUCGGUGAAUGUAAACGCGAAGGACAUGGCUGGUCGAAAAUCAACUCCCCUUCAUUUCGCUGCGGGUUUUGGCAGAAAAGAUGUGGUGGAGCACCUUUUGCAGACAGGUGCCAAUGUUCACGCCAGAGAUGAUGGAGGACUUAUCCCCCUGCACAAUGCCUGCUCCUUUGGCCAUGCAGAGGUCGUCAGCCUUCUCCUGUGUCAGGGCGCUGACCCCAACGCCAGAGAUAACUGGAACUACACCCCCUUACAUGAGGCAGCCAUCAAGGGGAAGAUAGAUGUCUGCAUUGUUUUACUUCAACAUGGAGCUGAUCCAAACAUCCGCAACACUGACGGCAAAUCUGCUCUGGAUCUCGCUGACCCUUCAGCUAAGGCUGUUCUCACCGGUGAAUACAAGAAGGAUGAACUCCUGGAAGCAGCAAGGAGUGGGAACGAAGAGAAGCUGAUGGCUCUGCUGACUCCAUUAAAUGUUAACUGCCAUGCCAGUGAUGGACGCAAGUCAACAUCCCAAAAAAUGCUGUCCACGCCGCUCCACCUGGCUGCCGGCUACAACCGCGUCCGCAUCGUUCAGCUCCUCCUGCAGCACGGAGCUGAUGUUCACGCCAAGGACAAAGGUGGUCUGGUUCCUCUUCACAAUGCCUGCUCAUACGGUCACUUUGAGGUCACAGAGCUCCUGCUCAAACAUGGCGCCUGUGUCAAUGCCAUGGACUUGUGGCAGUUCACUCCCCUUCACGAGGCGGCGUCCAAGAACAGAGUUGAAGUUUGUUCCCUGCUUCUGAGCCACGGGGCCGACCCCACCCUUCUGAACUGUCACAGCAAGAGCGCAGUGGACAUGGCCCCGACUCCUGAGCUUAAAGAGAGACUCACCUAUGAGUUUAAAGGUCACUCACUACUGCAGGCGGCCCGAGAGGCAGACAUGGCCAAAGUAAAGAAGACGUUAGCUCUGGAGAUCAUCAGCUUCAAACAUCCUCAGACCAAUGAAACGGCUCUGCACUGUGCUGUGGCUUCCCCUCACCCAAAGAGGAAACAGGUGACUGAGUUGUUGCUGCGCAAAGGUGCCAACAUCAAUGAGAAGAACAAGGACUUUAUGACACCCUUGCAUGUCGCUGCUGAGAGAGCCCACAAUGACAUCCUGGAGGUACUGCAGAAACAUGGAGCAAAGGUAAACGCGGUGGACACACUCGGUCAGACGGCUCUCCACAGAGCAGCGCUGGCAGGUCACAUCCAGACUUGCAAACUCCUGCUGAGCUACGGGGCCGACCCCUCCAUCGUGUCUCUGCAGGGAUUCACCGCUGCUCAGAUGGGCAACGAGGCUGUGCAACAGAUUCUUAAUGAAAAUGUUCCCACACGUAAUUCUGAUGUGGAUUACAGAUUUCUGGAGGCGGCCAAAGCGGGGGAUUUGGACACAGUGCAACAACUCUGCACCCCCCAGAAUGUGAACUGUCGGGAUUUGGAGGGCCGUCACUCCACUCCUCUCCACUUUGCAGCUGGUUACAAUCGAGUGGCUGUGGUCGAAUACCUGCUACACCACGGAGCUGAUGUCCAUGCAAAGGACAAAGGAGGCCUGGUCCCCCUCCACAACGCAUGCUCCUACGGUCAUUAUGAGGUGGCAGAGCUGCUGGUCCGACACGGAGCUUCAGUCAACGUGGCAGAUCUGUGGAAAUUCACCCCACUUCAUGAAGCAGCAGCUAAAGGCAAAUAUGAGAUCUGCAAACUGCUGCUAAAGCAUGGAGCUGACCCCUCCAAGAAGAACAGAGAUGGAAACAUGCCUCUGGACAUGGUAAAGGAUGGAGACACAGACAUCCAGGACCUGCUGAGGGGCGACGCCGCCCUGCUGGACGCUGCCAAAAAGGGCUGCUUGGCCCGAGUGCAGAAACUCUGCUCCCCAGAGAACAUCAACUGCAGAGACACACAGGGACGCAACUCAACACCACUACAUCUCGCAGCUGGUUACAACAACCUGGAGGUGGCAGAGUAUCUGCUGGAGCACGGGGCUGAUGUCAACGCGCAGGACAAAGGCGGCCUUAUCCCUCUUCAUAAUGCUGCUUCUUAUGGGCAUGUGGACAUCGCCGCCCUGCUGAUCAAGUACAACACAUGCGUGAACGCUACAGACAAAUGGGCAUUCACCCCCCUCCACGAGGCGGCACAGAAAGGUCGCACUCAGCUAUGUGCACUGCUGCUGGCUCACGGAGCCGACCCCACCAUGAAGAACCAAGAGGGACAGACUGCUCUAGACCUCGCCACGGCUGACGAUAUCCGUGCCCUGCUUAUGGACGCCAUGCCACCAGACGCCCUCCCAAGCUGCUUUAAGCCACAGGCCACAGUGGUCAGUGCCUCCGUUAUUUCCCCUGCCUCCACGCCAUCCUGUCUGUCAGCCGCCAGCAGCAUAGACAACCUGGCAGGACCACUUACAGAAUUGGCCGCCGCAACUGCUAGUGGGACCUCCGGAGUGGCAGAUGGAGCCACAGGCACUGAGCGCAAGGAAGGAGAAAUGACGAUGCUGGACAUGAAUAUAAGUCAGUUCCUGAAGAGCCUGGGCCUGGAGCACCUGAGGGACAUCUUUGAGAGGGAGCAGAUCACUCUGGAUGUGCUGGCUGACAUGGGUCACGAGGAGCUGAAGGAGAUUGGAAUUAAUGCUUAUGGCCACCGACACAAACUGAUCAAGGGCGUGGAGAGGCUGCUGGGCGGCCAGCAAGGUGCCAACCCCUACCUGACAUUCCACUGUGCCAACCAGGGCACCAUCCUGAUCGACCUUGCCCCAGAUGACAAAGAGUAUCAGUCUGUAGAGGAGGAGAUGCAGAGCACCAUCAGAGAGCACAGAGACGGAGGCAAUGCGGGUGGUGUGUUCAGCAGAUACAACAUCAUCAAGAUUCAGAAGGUCGUAAAUAAGAAGCUGAGGGAACGUUAUACUCAUCGACAGAAGGAAAUCGCAGAUGAGAACCACAACCACCACAACGAGCGGAUGUUGUUUCAUGGCUCCCCGUUUAUCAACGCCAUCAUCCACAAAGGCUUCGAUGAGCGCCACGCCUACAUAGGAGGGAUGUUUGGAGCGGGGAUCUACUUUGCAGAGAACUCUUCAAAGAGCAAUCAGUACGUCUACGGUAUCGGUGGAGGCACAGGCUGCCCGACGCACAAAGACAGAUCCUGCUACCUGUGCCACAGGCAGAUGCUGUUCUGCAGAGUCACUCUGGGGAAGUCCUUCUUACAGUUCAGUGCCAUGAAGAUGGCCCACGCGCCCCCAGGACACCAUUCAGUGAUCGGGCGGCCCAGCGUUAACGGCCUGGCCUACGCUGAAUACGUCAUUUACAGAGGAGAACAGGCUUACCCAGAGUACCUCAUCACCUACCAGAUCCUUAAACCGGAGAGUGCAGCCCAGUCUGCAGCAGGAGCCGAGCAGAAGUCAUAGUUACCCUAAAGAAACGCGCUCACAAGGACUCAAUGCUCGUUUUUUUCUCCUUUGUAAUGCAAAUGCCUGAACACCUUUUAUUUACCGAACACAUUUCCAGUAGAGCCCAUGGUGACCAGUGCUGUAUAAUACUCUCCAUUAUGGUGAUGACACACUUUGUUUUGCAUUGGCUGCAUGUUAAUACAGAAGCAUGUGAGGCCCAAUAGCGUGCGUGGGUUAGUUCCUUCCCCCUCCUAGUCGAUCAGGAGGAUGCUCGUUGAGACUUUGAAGUAUCGGCAUCAACAGUUUGUAUCUCUUCAUUGCCUUGUGACUGUGCGGAAUCACCGACCCCUCACCUCUCCACAAACUGUCACACUGUCAGAGCCUGAAACCUGUGGACGACUACUGCCCCACCAUUUCUGGGUUCAUCCUGUACAGAAUGGCCUUUGGUUACUGUGAUUUUAAUGCUAAACUUAUGACACUACAGGUAACAGUUCACCAUUGCUAUGCUGUAAUGCUAACUGUCUUACCAAGGACACUACAAACAAUGAACUGAUUUUUUUUUUGUGGUUUUAUUCAGAACUGGGCAUGCUCCAUUUAGAAAGGUCUCUGUUACAUCACUAUUUUAUCAUUAUCAAGGUCUGGACUUGUAAGAAAGAAGAUGUGUGCUUAGUUACAAAGCUGAAUGCAGUGUAAGGCAUCAGAAUUACAAAACACACUAAAGGUUGUACAUUAAAGCGUUAUAUACAGUAUAUAUGACUGUGCUUUGAGACAGUAGAGUCAGUAAAUGUUCAUAAUGUUGAAAUGUGCUUGUGAUGCCUUACAAGGUAACUCCUGAUAGCCAGUGAACUCAUCAAAGCACCCUAUCUGUCGCCAUGGUCUUACUCACAGACAUCCCACGCUUAUGGAUUUGCACUUUUACAUAGAAAACUAUUUAAGUUAUUUUGAAUUUAAAUUGCAAGUUUGCGGGAAAAAAUAUUUGUACAGGUUGUGUAAAUGGUUGUGUAUAACUGUUGCUGUUUAACAGUAUCUUUAAGUUCAACUGUAAAUGACAUGAUCUUUUUCCUUUCAUGCCUUCUUGAUUCUCCCAACUUUUUUUCUAAUAAAUGUCCCAUUAACA